Messenger RNA from Puccinia graminis f. sp. tritici CRL 75-36-700-3, 1548 nucleotides. RefSeq lists its product as uncharacterized. Bases 81 to 1445 code for a protein of 454 amino acids. The record is from RefSeq and is a predicted model, not a curated record. The transcript has a single exon. NCBI's taxonomy places the organism in Eukaryota, Fungi, Basidiomycota, Pucciniomycetes, Pucciniales, Pucciniaceae.
GGAAUUUCUGUUGGGGUUAAGGUUGAGGGAGGACUACUCCGCUUGGCGAAUGUAAACUUUUGGUUUAGAACGAUUCGAGGAUGGCGAACGCAAAAGUGAAGGAAGAAGACAACCAGAACAAAGAAGAGCAGAAACCCGAUAUAUCACCGUCAAGAAAAACACCACCAAAAAGGAAAACCCAGCGAGCAAAACGAGCACCACCAGCAGCAGCAGCGAAGAGACUGCCAGGAAGAAGAAGGCCAGAAACUCCGGAGCCUGAAGGUUUUACUCCGGAUGAAGAUGAACAAAUUGCAGCACCACCGGUGGAGAAAUCGUCCGCAAGAACAAGGCCCGAUACACCGGGCCCGGAUGAAAAUAAAAAACUAGCACCACCACCAGCAGCGAAGAAACCGCCAGGAAGAAGGCCAGAAACGCCGGAGCCUGAAGGUUUCACACCAGAUGACGACAAGCAACUUGCACUCUGUUGGCUCUGGGUACAUGAACCUGAGACGAUGGGAAACCUUGCAAGCAAAAAUGGACGAAGUUGGUCUCAAGUUGUACACCAAUUCAAUAAGGUCAAAAAUCGUCCGGCCGUCGAAGCGAAACAUAUCAGGAGAAGAUGUUGCCGUUUGCGGAUGGAAACCCUCGACUUUUCGGCGAUCUACAAUGACUGGAAACGAGAAUCGAUCAGUACUGGACAAAACACUCCUGACGUCGAGCUGGUGGAAAUCGCUAAAAAGGAUUACUAUCGACAAGUCGGUAAACCAUUCGAGUUCGAGUCGGCGUGGUAUGUCCUUCGCGAUAAUCCAAGGUGGCUCACCUGGGGGACCACUCAAAAGAUUCAAUUGCUGGAAGCCCGCGCGAACAUCUCAUCAAAUCAUCCCACUGCGAAUCAAUUCAAACUCGAAAAUCAACCAAUCGUAAUAUCCACUCCAUCUCGAUUUUCUGCUUUCCCAGCUGCCCGAAUCGAACCUUCCGCCGCCUCUUCGACCGUCUCAAAAGCGGAGUUCCUGGCCACCAAUUCUCGACCGCUUAGUCCUCCAACACACAGGUCUCCUCAAUCAAUCUCCUCAUCUCCUAUGCGAAACCAGUCCAAUACCACUGCAACUGUCUCGAAACCCAAACCUCAGUCGCCCAACGCCCGCAAGCGGACUAUCGAUAACCUAGACACAACAAAAACAACGACAAUCAGCUCGAAAGAAACAGAAAUCGAUGCAAAUGAAAGGAAACAGAGCGAAGUGAACAAAGAGAAUGGGGCGAUAUCAAUCGCUUGUAAUCCGGCUCCAGUCGAAGAGAAUCUCACGCGAUUGCAACUCGAGGUCCGACGAUUGGAAGCUGAGACCGAGUACGAACGGAUGCUACUGGACAUCAUGGAGAAGGAUCUGACUAGUUGUACCGACGAAUAUGAGAAAAAAUUCUUCAUCUUCAAGAAACGGAGGAUCCUCGCUAAUUUGGAAUCUGCUUGAUGAUCGGUCUUAUUUAAUCUUCGUUCAUCAAUCUUCCAUAUCUAUCCUGUGAUUCUUGGGGAAAAAAUGGUUCCCUUUCAUUCACAAGCACUGGCAUAUGGAC